This is a messenger RNA of Lolium rigidum, 2496 nucleotides long. Its product is annotated as replication protein A 70 kDa DNA-binding subunit C-like. Bases 1 to 2496 code for a protein of 831 amino acids. NCBI's taxonomy places the organism in Eukaryota, Viridiplantae, Streptophyta, Magnoliopsida, Poales, Poaceae. The record is from RefSeq and is a predicted model, not a curated record. Gene Ontology annotation, cellular component: nucleus; DNA replication factor A complex. The transcript has 3 exons. Gene Ontology annotation, molecular function: zinc ion binding; single-stranded telomeric DNA binding; damaged DNA binding. Gene Ontology annotation, biological process: meiotic cell cycle; double-strand break repair via homologous recombination; DNA replication.
AUGCAGGCGCCGCGGCUGACCUCGGGCGCGGUGAAGGAGAUCGCGGAGCUCCCCAAAGGGCUGGGCACCAUCCAGCCGGUGCUGCAGGUGGCGGACGUGCGGCCCAUCACCGCCAAGAGCGCGGCGGGGUCAGACCGGUUCCGGAUGCUCGUCUCCGACGGCGUCCACUCGCUGCAGUCCAUGCUCGCCACCGACCUCAACCGCUUCGUCACCGACGGCACCCUCCGCCUCGGCUCCAUCGUCCACCUCCUGGAAGUCAUGUGCAGCGACAUCCAGGGCCGCAGGAUCAUUAUUGUUUGCAAACUUGAUAUUCUGCAAAGCCAGUGUGACAUGAUCGGGAAACCAAAGAUUUACGAGACUAAAAGUUCACGUGAAGGCCAAGAGCCUAACUUACGGGCCACUGCCAUUGCCCCAAGGGUGGAACAGGUUGCUAACAAUUUGUCAUAUGGUGGAUCCUACAAUGGUGUCCAUGGCACAUUGGACUCUUCGAUUGGUCGGACAGUCAGAUCUGGACCUAACAAUGUGUUUUCUGGUAGUUCUCAUGAUACAAUGUCAGCACAAAACACAAUGCAUACCAAUGUUGUGCAGCCCAACCCUCAGCAGCCUUUUCUGAACUCUCAUCAAAGCCAAAGGUUUGCAGUUCCUAGCACAGCUGGGGGCCUCGGCCCUCCUGACAAUACUUAUGUUCGUCCUGCACAGCCUUCGUAUCAGCAGCCACCUCCAGCAUAUAGAAAUAGUGGCCCAGUUACUAAGAAUGAAGCUGGCCCUCGUGUUACUCCGAUUUCUGCAUUGAACCCAUACCAAGGCACAUGGAAGAUAAAGGCUAGGGUGACUGCAAAGACUCAUGUCAAUCACUACAUAAAUGCACAAGGUCCAGGAAAACUCUUCACUUUUGAUCUCCUUGAUGCACAUGGCGGAGAGAUUCGUGCAAAAUGUUUUAAAGAUGUCGUUGAUCAGUUCUAUGACCUAAUUGAGGUUGGUAAGGUGUACUUGAUAUCUGGAGGGGGCCCAGGGGGGCUGAAACCUGCACAGAAGCAGUAUAACCCUUUGAACAAUGACUUCGAAAUCAGUAUGGAUGCUAGAACAUCUGUAGAAGUUUGUUCUAGUGAUGACAACAGCAUCCCCAGUCGGCGUUUCAAUUUCCGACAAAUCAGCGAAAUAGCGAACAUGGAUAUAGGCGCCAUGCUAGAUUUGCUUGGUGUUGUUACAUCAGUUAGCCCUUCUUCUACAGUAACGAAGAAGAAUGGUGUGAAAACCUCGAAAAGAGUCCUCCAACUGAAGGACGUGUCUGGUUGCAGCGUGGAAAUAACCUUUUGGGGUAACUUCUGUGAUGCUGAAGGUCAGCAGCUGCAGUUGCUGUGUGAUUCUGGUUCGAGUCCUAUACUUGCCCUGAAAAGUGGCCGCAUUGGUGACUUCAACGGCAGAUCUGUGGGCACAAUCAGCUCAAGCUGCUUAAACAUAAAUCCAGACUUUCCUGAAGCAGAAAGGCUGAGGCAAUGGUACAUAACUGAAGGGAAAAAUGCUGCUUUCACUUCGUUGUCUGUGGGCUGGACUGAUGUCCGAAAUACUGUUGCACAGAUCAAGGAAGAAGACAUGGGAAAAUCAGAGAAGCCAGACUGGAUCACUGUUAUGGGUACAGUUUGGAACAUCAAGACCGACAAUUUUUGUUAUCCAGCCUGCACCGCAGUGGUUAAUGGUACCCGCUGCACUAAAAAGGUCACAAAAGAUGUUGAUGAGAUCUGGCAAUGCGAGAGCUGUGAACAGAGCUCUCAAAAUUGCGAGUAUAGGUACAUGCUCCCAUGUCAAAUCCAGGAUCACACCGGGACUACUACGUAUGCAACUGCAUUCCAAGAUGCCGGCGAGGAGAUAAUUGGCCUCCCAGCGCAAGAUCUUUUCAAGAUAAAACAUGAAGAUCAAGAUGAUGAAAAGUUUGCAGAAAUCAUACAACGGGCCCGUUAUCAGCAUUACUUAUUCAAGCUGAAAGUUAAGGAAGAAACGUAUAACGACGAAGCGCGUGUGAAAUGCAACAUUGUUAAGGUUCAAAAAUUGGAUGACACAGCAAAGGAGAGUCGCUUUCUUCUGGGAGUAAUCGAUAGCCUUUUGGCGGAAGAUGGCUCAGGCUCAACCCCUGCGGUGAAUGGCGGUGUUGCUAUUAACGCUGGUUUCACAUCCAACAAUACCUACGCCAUGAAUAUGGGUUUCCCAAAUCAGUUUGGGCAGCAAGCGAGCUUAUAUGGUGGGAUGCCUUCUACACCAUCUGCAACACGGUAUGCACAGACUGGUCAUGUCUCUAGGGACUCUCCAGUGCAGGUAAACUCCUACAGCCCUCCAGCUGGUGGCAAUGCGAGCUCAGGUCUAUGCUACAAGUGUAGCCAGCCUGGGCACUUUGCUAGAGACUGUCUGGCGCAGGCUGCUGCUCCCCAGCGUCAGACUUACGGAAACGGGGCCGCCACUUCAGGAGGAUACAACAGGCAGUCCUAUGCUGGUAAUUUCUGA